This is a messenger RNA of Camelus dromedarius (Arabian camel), 6844 nucleotides long. It is a transcript of the gene LRRIQ1, whose product is annotated as leucine rich repeats and IQ motif containing 1. The coding region runs from base 58 to 5154 and encodes 1698 amino acids. Lineage: Eukaryota; Metazoa; Chordata; Mammalia; Artiodactyla; Camelidae. The transcript is spliced from 27 exons. The record is from RefSeq and is a predicted model, not a curated record. Gene Ontology annotation, molecular function: protein binding.
UUGGAGGCUCUGGGCGCUGUCUUCCAACCACCGGAGGAUUUAGCCUCUGCUGGGGUGAUGGAAGACACUGAUGAUGAUGAUGCAAAGCUCAAGGAAGAAAUAGAAGCUGAAUUGGAUAAAAUCAGUAUUUCUUCCUUGGAAAAAGAUGAUCUUGAUAGUGAUUCAAAAUCAGAAACCAAGAGUGACAAUAGUGAUACAGAUUUGGAUGAAUUACCCGAGUCAGUUCUUCACUGUAUUAACAUCAUAAAGAAUAAGAGUAAAACUGUUGAAGAGCUCAUUCUUCAGGACUUGGAAGAUACUGAUGUUUUAAGCUAUAGUUAUGGAGCAGUUUCUAAUAAUCAUAUGCAUUUAAGGAUAGAAUUGUCAACUGAAUGUAAAGAAAAUCCAGAACAAUUAUUGAAGAUGUUAUCUGAAAUAGAAAAAGAAGAAUUUAUGAGAAGUAAAACUCAUUGUCGCCGUCCUGAUUCUGUGCCAGAGCCUGGUCCUUGUGACUUGCCUGUGGAUGAACAUGUUUUGCCAGAUGAUGCUGAUAUAAAUUUUGGAUACUGUGAAGUGGAAGAAAGAUGUAGGCAGUCUUUUGAGGCUUGGCAAGACAAACAGAAAGAGCUGGAAGACCAAGAGAAAGAAACUCUCAGAGCUCAGAGGGAUAGAGAAGAAAAGCAGUUUCAAGAAGAAGAAGAAAAAAGACAUUGCUGGAUGAAACAAUUUGAAGUUGAAAAGAAGAAAUUAGAGAAUAUUCAGAGACAAGAACAGGACAAGAUGAAUGAUGAACUCCAUAAAGAAGAGAAAAUUUGGAAAGAGAAAUUUAAACAGCAUGAGGAAUUUAUUAGAAACUUGCACUUACAAAUGGAAGAAGAAAGAGCAAGAUUUAAAGACCUACAGGAAAAAGAAAAAAUGCGUUUGUUAAAACUGCAGCAUAAUGCAGCUGUGAAAAUUCAAGCUAAAUAUAAAGCAUUCGUGGCUUACCAAAAAUAUGGCCCACUCAUAAAGGAACAAGUAGAAAGCAAGAAAAGGAAAGUGCAAGAGUGGAAGGAAAAGGAAGCAAAAAUACGUCAGAUGGAAGAAGAAAAAAGGAAAAAAUUAGAAGAGGAACAAAGAAUAGAAGAAGAGAUAAAAAAGCAGAAGCAAGAGGGAAGGAAAAGGAGAGAAAAAGAAUAUGAAGAAAAAAAGAACAUCCUGAGACAAGAAAGAGAGCAACUACUAAACAAGGAAAAAUUGAGAUUAAGAGAAGAGGCAAGAAAACAGCUAAUCACACGCAGAGCAUUAAGGAAGGGAGAAUAUACUGCCGAACAGUUAACUGCUGAAGAUACCUCAAAGAGAAAGGGUAAUGUAGCCAAAAGGCCAGGGGAUGAGACGUCAAAGGAGUGGGAAGAUGUUACCCCUUGGCUUGCUGAGGAAUCGAAUGAGAGGGAAAAUGUAGGCAGACAGCUUGUGUUGAAGGAAUCAGUGCAAGUGCAAGUCAAAGAAUCUGUAUCAAACCAAGCAAUCUUGGCAGAAUUUAAAAUGGAAGAAAAAAGUGAAAACCUAGCAAAACAGUGUGCAGAAGAAUUGGUUAAGCAAGCAAGGAAAAAUGAAAAUAUAGACAAAAACACUCAAUUAGAAGACCCAGAUCUAAAAGAAAAUGUGAAAGAACAGUUUCAGCUGCAAGAAUUAAAGUCUCCAAUACAAAAAGAGGAAGUCGUGAAACCUGCCAUAAAAGAGACCACGAGACAAGAAGCCCGAAUAAUCAUAUUGGGGCAUAAUCAAGAGAUGAAGGAGGUGAGAAACAACGACGCACUGAGGGCAACCAAUGAUAAUCAACAAAAUAAGGCACGAAAAGUAGAAAAAGAAGGGAUGUUAGAACAGAAUGGAAUGUCAUGUGAAGAGAGUGAUAAGAGGAGAAUUUCAGUGAUUUCAAUGAAACAAAAACUACCACUAAAAUUAGAAAGUUCUGAAGAUACAGGAGAAGAUGUAAUACAGGAAAAAGAAAGUGAUUUAAAAUCUAAAGAAACUAACCCAAAGGGCAGUGCACUGAAUAGUGAUGUCGUUUUUAACACCAGUGAUGCUUUGACAAAUGUAGAAGGUAAAAUUAACAAGCAAAAUCAUAUUUUAGGUAGACAGGCUCCUUGUGAAGACUUGGGUGGCUCUAAUGCAAAAAACUCUUUGGUUUUUAAAGAAAUAAACUCUCUGAAGUCUCAGAUUAAAGAAAUUCCAGAAGAAUGUCAUGAAAACAGAGAGGAAUGUGAAAAUAUGGUGACCUGCUCUGUACCAGAACCAGCACUUCUAUCUUCUAUUGAAGAAAAGAGGCUGGCUUGGAUAAAAUCAUUUAAACCUUGGUUUGAAAUUUUCAAACAAAAUCAACAAAGGAAAACUGUUAGGAGAAAAAGACUUGUAAAAUGCCCAGCCAACGUGAUGCCCUCUUUGAAUACACUACAAAUUCUUCGAUGUGGUCCUUGGAAUACUUUACAGCAGGUUACAACAAUUACAUUUCAAGAUUUGCCAGGUUGUAGUGUCUCCACGCUGACAGAGUGUACAAAUCUUCAGUUUCUGUCUCUUCAACGCUGUGGAUUAACUUCUUUGCACAGCCUGAGUAACUGCAAAAAAUUGAAGUACAUUGAUGCACAGGAAAACCACAUUGAGACUAUCGACUGUGAAAAUUUGGAAAAUCUCAGUGUUGUUCUUCUUAAUAAAAAUCAACUGACUUCUUUUCAUGGUUUGGAUGGCUGCACUAAUAUCCAAAAUCUUGAACUUUCACAUAAUAAAAUCACUCGAAUUGGUGGUUUAGAAUCUUUGAAAAAUCUUCAGCAACUAAUUGUGGACCACAAUCAGUUAAUUAGUACAAAAGGUCUUUGUGAUACGCCUACCAUUACAUACCUGGAUUGCUCACAUAAUCAUCUUACUGAAGUUGAGGGCAUUGAAAACUGUGGAUUGCUCCAAAUACUGAAGUUACAGGGAAAUUAUCUAAGUGAGCUUCCAUCCUUGGAGAAUCAUGUUCUACUAAGAGAAUUGCACUUGGAUGAUAACAGCAUUUCAACUGUGGAAGCAUUUUCUUCAUAUUGGCUGCCUUUACUACAAUUCCUGACCAUUUCUCAAAACAGCUUGACAAAAAUUGUACCACUUUUUCAUUUUGUUUCUUUGGGAAAACUAGAUGUCAGCAACAACUGUCUUUCUGAUCUUACAAGUGCCAUAACGUGGUUUGAGGCAUGUUUUUCUCUCCAGGAACUGUCUCUCACUGGAAACCCACUUCUUCAAGAAAUAAACUGGCGGCAUUCUCUACUUAAAAUAUUACCUGCUCUAAGAAUCCUAAAUGAUGAAAUGCUAACCUCUUAUUCAGAAAGUCACACUGAAGAACACUAUCAACUAGAAUUAGAGCAUUUCCUGGUACUUUGUCGGUCCCAGAUUAGAGAAUUUAAUUUACUAACUGAGAAAUAUAUUACUGGAAAAGGAAAUAUAUUCACCUUGGAUGCUGCAGAAAAUCUCUGCCAUUAUUUUAAGAAAUUGAUGACACUUAGUAAUGAAUGUCGAUGUGCACAUGAACAAGGGGAUGUGAGUAUCACCAAGAGAGGUGGAUCAGAAGCCCAGCAAAAUCAUCUGGCUCUUACAAACAGUGACAGCAUACUGCAAAACACAGUCCCUUACUCUUGUGUGAAUGAACAUAAACUGGAUUCACCAGGUAUUUCUGAAAAAUGGAAAGAAUCUGGCACUAGUCACUCCCCAUUAACCAGCCUCUCCUUAUCUGAAGAUACUGAAGGAAGAAAUCAUUCAAAAAUAGUAGGCGAGAAAAGAGAAGACAUCAAGGCAAGCAGUAUCCCCACCAAAAGAGUCCCAUUCAUGGAAACAGUCACGACAAGGUGUCUGCUGGAGAACUGUCAAAAUGUUGAACAUCCUGAAAAAAUUGUGGCAGCUCUGGUAAUCCAGGCAUACUGGCGUGGUUACAUUGUGCGCAGACAGGUUCAUCUCUCUACAAAGCUACGUACUGCUGCAGUAGGACCCCUGACAUCCCCGCCAAAUUCCUGCAUCGAAAAUCAAACAAAUUUAAAGAAAGAAGAAAUAAAAAACACUGUGAAUAUCCUAGAACAGAGGGAGAAGGCUGCUAUUGUUAUUCAGGCAGUUUGGAAGGGCUUUCUUUUGCGAAAAAAACUGACAAGGGCUCUUGAGGCUAUUAAGAAUGAAGAAUCUGAAGAAGAAUAUGAAGAAAUAGAUUUAGAAGAUUUUACAUUUGAUGAAUCUGCCUUAGAGAAAGAAUGGCUAGCUUUAGAUUCCGCCCGCUUCCCUUCACAAACACUGCUUCUUCCAAACCAGCUGCACCGGCCAAAGCUCUCUGGAACCUUAAAAUAUGAUGACACAUCACUUAAUUUACCAAGUCAUCCGGCGCAAGCAUGGCUAUGUAAUGAGAAAGAAAAUUGGUUUUCAUCGGAACACACACAAUUUAAUAGCAGAUCAGAAAAUAGAACUCUAUCGUGGACACCUGAAUCUAAGAUCAGCAGAAAGAAUUUGCUAAAAUCUGAAAAAGAGGAAAAAAUUUCAGAAGAAUGGGGCUUUAAAGAUAUUUCUACUGCUCAGCAAAUGCUGAAGAGAGCACAGAAAAUGAAAUCAAAGAAAUUGAAAAAAUUAGAUCCUACUGUGCGUCUAGCAUUAUUCAAAAACAAUGAAGAUAAAGUUUCUGUUAUAAAAUCACCAAAGAAGGCACAGCCCAAAAGAGAUGGCUACUUUGAAGGUAAGGAAGAAGAAUUACUGUAUAAGGAUACCACCACAAAUGAAAAAUUAGAAAGGAGUAAAGAAUAUACAUACCAAUGGCUUCAUACACAGGUUGGGGUUCAAGAAACAACUAGUUCCAGAAAUAUGAAAUGCAAUCACUUCUUGCCUGAGUUAGAUCCAGAUGUACUUAAUGGUGGAAGAGUUCAGCUUGUGGCAAGACUUGUAAGCAGAGAAGACACGGAUUUAGACCUUUUUUCCAUGACCAGUGGAAGUGCUUUGUCUGUGAAGAAAGAAAAAAAAAAUCAGGCACACAGACGCUCAGCAGGAUCUUCAAGUUGUUCAAUUAAGGGAAUACUUGCACCAAUGAUAACAAAUACAAGACCUUCUAAGAAAGAGCGUAUAUCAUUCCGUGACAAUCCUGUACAACUCAGUGGUGGAUGGGGAAGUGGCAAAAAGAAGGAGAAAACUUCAAACUAGUUCAAGCUUCAGCAUUCAAAACAAAUGGCAAACGGUUUCUUUUCAAGAAAUCUGUGGAUAUCUGGCUAUGUUACCAAUUGGAUACAAGGUUUUAGAGUACUAUAUUUAAUUUGUAUUAUUAUACAUAUUUCCCAAUUUUGUUUAUCUUGGUUUCCAUCUGUAACAUACAGUUUUGCUGUUGUUCCUGUGUUCAUGUGGAAUGGCUCCCAGAAAUUAAUUCUUGAAAUAUUGUAAUGGAAUUUGCAUAUCCAAUUUCUUCUUUUGUUUAAAAUUUGUAUGACAUAUGUCUUAAAGAUGGUUUUUGUUACCAAGAAUAAAUUGUAAUACCAUACAUAUAAAAGGAUACAACUAUAUUUUAUUGGACUGUUUAUGGUAUUAGUGAAUCCUUAAUAUAUUAAUAAAUUUUAUUUGAUCUGAUUUUUAUAAUUGAAUAUUUUAAGGGUAAAUUGACAUAUAAAAAGUAAUAAGAACAGAUAAUGAAAAUAGCAUUUACUUUCUUUUUACUUUAAGUCAUCUUAAAUAGAUUAGAGUUGUGUUCAGAAAAUAUACAUUCUUUUUAAAUUUAAAUGAAAUAUAAAUUUAAAUGUUUAUUAAUUUAAUAAAUUGUAUAUUUUAUCUGUAAUGUUUCAUUCUUAUGUUUCAUUCUUAUAAAGGGUAGAGGCUCCUUCUGAUUCAUUAACAUUCUUCUGACUCAAACAUUUUAAUUUUUAAAGGUGCCUUAAAUAAUUGUCAUUUAAAAAAUCCUUUCCACUUUUCAAAGCCCAGCCUUAUAAUUUUGUAAUGUUAAUAUAUUUUCUAAAAUUACAGACAAAUUUUGUUAAAUUCUCACUACUGUGUGGUAAACAGUCUCUGUUAUCUUAGUACAUAAAAUGCUGCGUUUACCUUUAAUGCUGUUUAGGAUCUUUGACCCUCCUGGGUCUGGAGCUGUUUUAAGUUCUCCAGUGACUUUCCGGUGUGUUGCUGUGUAAUAGGAUCCAGUGAACUUUUUAGUUUAGUUUAGUUUAGUUUUUCACACUCUAUUGAAAUACUUCAUUUAAAACUGACUAGGCAGAUUAAGAGAUGCAUUUAUUCAGUCUUCGUCCCCCACCUACUUGUGGAGCUCUAUUGCAUUUCAAACCUCUAAAUCUCCUUUAACUUGAUUGAGAUGGAAAUGGUGACAGGCCUUGAGCUGUCAAUCAGUAAAGGAAACAAAGAUUCAUAUGUUGUGGCCUAGAAAUUGAAGCUUUGGAAAGUAAGUUCCAUAUGCAAGUUACUUUAUGAACAUGCUUUAAUGUCAUCUUCUUACUAACAGCAUCCACAAACCAACAUAAUGUAAUGAUGGAAAAUAUUUUAUCUCAGCUUAUUGUGAACCCUGCAGGAGAAAACCGCAUUAAAGCUGAUACUGAUGAGGUUUUAUGGUUCAUAUGUGCAAAUCAAUGAAGUGGAAAGGCUGGUAUGAGAAGUGAGAUCCUUAUGAUUAAAUUGUUUUAAAGCCUAAAGUAAUUUAACCUAUAGUUUCCUUAUUGUAUGAUCUGUGUAAUUGUUCCAUAAUAUUAAUUUUUAGGGCGAUGAUGGAUGUUGACGCUCCUUAAAUUUGUAGGUGACGAUUGAUACAUAUGUCAAUAAAAUAGUUUCCUAAUUAUGGAGUUAAAUUGACAGUUCUUUGUAGUGUUGUUUAUUGUGUCCAGCCUUAAAAUGGUCUUUUAAAAAA